Acanthopagrus latus (yellowfin seabream) is the source of this 1517-nucleotide messenger RNA. Its product is annotated as 60S ribosomal protein L3-like. The record is from RefSeq and is a predicted model, not a curated record. Bases 269 to 1456 code for a protein of 395 amino acids. Lineage: Eukaryota; Metazoa; Chordata; Actinopteri; Spariformes; Sparidae. Gene Ontology annotation, biological process: translation; ribosomal large subunit assembly. Gene Ontology annotation, molecular function: structural constituent of ribosome; RNA binding. The transcript is spliced from 10 exons. Gene Ontology annotation, cellular component: ribosome; cytosolic large ribosomal subunit.
ACUUCCACAUGUGAACGUACGUGUGUCACUUUGUUUGGCUAUCAUAAGAGAAGAUGGACCAUAUUGAAAGUUAUCUUGUAAUGGCGACCUUUGAGGAGACCACGUGGAGGACCGAUAUAGCGACUUCUUUACAUGCGGCGUCCCCUCGUCUGAGUUCUGUUUAUUAAGCGCAAACACACGUCCUGGACAGAAAGGCAGCACACUUGAAGAUGAUAUUCUGUUAAUAACCUAUUCUCACCGCAAGUUCCAUGCACCCCGCCAUGGCCACAUGGGGUUCCUGCCCCACAAGCGUAGCAAGAAGCACCGGGGCAGGGUGCGCACAUGGCCCAAAGACAACCCCAGCCAACCCGUCCACCUCACCGCCUUUCUGGGAUAUAAGGCUGGCAUGACCCACACCCUGAGGGAGGUGCACCGCACUGGCCUCAAGCAAGCCAAACGAGAGGAGGUAGAGGCGGUCACCAUCAUUGAGACUCCUCCGGUUGUUGUGGUGGGUGUCGUGGGAUAUAUUAAGACCGUCCGUGGCUUGCGUCCCCUCAAAACCGUCUUCGCAGAGCAUCUCAGUGACGAGUGCAAGCGCAGAUUUUAUAAGAACUGGUACAAGAGCAAGAAGAAGGCCUUCACCAAGUACAGCAAGAAGUGGCAGGAUGAAACGGGGAAGAAACAGCUGGACAAGGACUUUGAAAGGAUGAAGAAAUACUGUUCAGCCAUUAGGGUUAUCGUCCACUCUCAGAUGCGACUGCUGCCCAUAAUUCAGAAAAAGGCUCACAUCAUGGAGGUGCAGCUAAAUGGAGGAAGCAUCUCUGACAAGGUGGACUGGGCAAAGGAGCACCUGGAGCAGGCCGUGCCUAUCUCCGCCGUCUUCUACCAGGAUGAGAUGAUCGACAUCAUUGGAGUCACCAGGGGUCACGGCUUUAAAGGUGUGACAAGCCGUUGGCACACGAAGAAGCUCCCCAGGAAGACUCACAAGGGUUUGAGGAAGGUGGCGUGUAUUGGAGCCUGGCAUCCGGCCCGCGUUGGGUACACCAUAGCCCGUGCUGGUCAGAAGGGCUAUCACCACCGCACUGAGCUCAACAAGAAGAUCUACCGCAUCGGUAAGGGAGUGCACAUCCAGGAUGGAAAGGUGAUCCGGAACAAUGCCUCCACUAACUACGACACCAGCCAGAAGACCAUCACGCCCAUGGGAGGCUUCCCACGCUAUGGCGAAGUGAAUAACGACUUUGUCAUGGUGAAGGGCUGCGUGAUAGGGGCUAAGAAACGCAUCCUCACCCUCAGAAAGUCUUUGCUCGUGCACACAUCUCGCAAGUCCAACGAGGCCAUCGAGCUCAAAUUCAUCGACACCACUUCCAAAUUCGGCCAUGGCCGCUUCCAGACUGCUCAGGAGAAGAGGGCGUUCAUGGGGCCGCUGAAGAAGGACGCCCUGAAAACGCUGCCGGAGCCUCAGACUGAAGAGGCCUGAAGAAGAUUCUCACACAUUCUUAAGUGUCAAUAUUCAAACAGUAAUAAAGAAUUGACAUAGA